Lampris incognitus (smalleye Pacific opah) is the source of this 2078-nucleotide messenger RNA. Its product is annotated as solute carrier family 22 member 2-like. The record is from RefSeq and is a predicted model, not a curated record. Gene Ontology annotation, cellular component: membrane. The transcript has 11 exons. Gene Ontology annotation, biological process: transmembrane transport. NCBI's taxonomy places the organism in Eukaryota, Metazoa, Chordata, Actinopteri, Lampriformes, Lampridae. The coding region runs from base 1 to 1677 and encodes 558 amino acids.
AUGACCACCUUCGAUGACAUCUUGGAGGAAGCGGGGAAGUUCGGCCGCUGCCAGAAGCGUAUCUUUGCCUUGUUCUGCCUGGUCUCCAUGCCCUGGGCUGGCGUCUACGUGGGCAUAGUGUUCCAGGGCUUCACCCCAGAGCACUGGUGUCGGGACACUGCGGUGGCUGAGAUGCGGCAAGACUGCGGCUGGAGUCGGGCCGAUGCCCGCAGGCUGACCGUGCCACUGGUCAACAGCUCUGGGGUGCUGGUACACAGCACCUGCGACCGGUACGACCUGGACUGGAACAGCACUGGACUCGCCUGCCACUCCCAGGACCUGGACCUCAGCUACGCCCCCCUGAUAUCCUGCAGAGAAGGCUGGGAGUAUGACUACGAGGGGAGGCAGUCGUUUGUCACGGAGUUUGACCUGGUGUGUGCAGAUGGGUGGCUUGUGGAUAUGUACCAGGCCACCCUCAACGUGGGCUUUCUAGUAGGAAGCAUUGCUAUUGGCUACCUGGCUGACAGGUUCGGAAGGAAGAUGAGUUUCCUGAUGUCCACCUUGCUGAAUGGGAUAACAGGGAUCAUGGUAGCUGUGGCUCCUAACUACGUCACUUUGCUAAUAUUCAGAACUCUGUACGGGUUUGGUGUCAAAGGAGGAUGGGUGGCUGGAUACGUUCUCAUCACAGAGUUAGUGGGAGUGGAGUACAGAAGGACGGUGGGAGUGAUCUACCAGAUGUUCUUCAGCGUGGGCAUCCUCCUCCUCCCUCUCUUGGCCUACUUCAUCACUGACUGGCGCUGGCUGCAGGUGGCCAUCACUGUACCCUACAUCCUCUUCUUGUCCUACUACUGGUUAAUCCCAGAAUCUCCGAGAUGGCUCCUCUCACAGAACAACUCCUCUAAAGCUGUGGAGAUCACCGAGGCCAUCGCCAAGGAGAACAAGAAGACACUGUCGAAGAACAUCGAGACUCUGAGGGACGAUAACUGUGGCUCCACAGCCGCCUCCUUCAUGGACCUGAUCAGAACGCCAAACAUGAGGAAGCACACGUUCAUCCUCAGCUUCAACUGGUUCACAAGUGCUGUGGUGUACCAGGGUUUGAUCAUGAGGCUGGGCAUCCUUGGAGGAAAUGUCUACAUAGACUUUCUGAUCUCUGGCCUGGUGGAGUUCCCUGCAGCCUUCCUCAUCCUCUUCACCAUUGAGCGCAUCGGCAGACGCCUGCCCUUUGCCACCGCCAAUAUCGUAGCUGGAGCCUCCUGCUUCAUCACCGCUUUCAUUCCUGAGAGUAUGUUCUGGUUUAAGACGGCAGUGGCCUGCAUCGGCAGGCUGGGCAUCACCAUGGCCUUUGAGAUGGUGGUGUUUGUCAACACCGAGCUUUACCCUACCUUUGUCAGGAACCUGGGGGUGUCAGUGUGUUCUACUCUGUGUGACGUCGGAGGCAUCGUGGCUCCCUUCCUGCUCUACAGACUGGCUGUUAUCUGGCUGGAGCUGCCCCUCAUCAUCUUCGGGUCCCUGGCAUUUCUGGCAGGCGGUUUAGUGUUGCUCCUUCCAGAAACCAGAGGAGUGCCACUACCAGACACCAUCGAUGACAUCGAGUUCCCAAACAGAGCCAAAGAAAACGCUGUGCUGAAGAACCAACAACUGGCCAACCUUUUAUCCACCAGCAAUAUUACAACCAACAAAGUCCCAGCCGCUGUCUGACCUCUUCCGGUGCCCUUUGGGAAAACGUUACAACUAAAGUAUUAAUUUAUGCUCUUUCCAGAGCCCUGUACAUAUGUUCUUUUAACGCAAGUAAUUCCCCUUUACACUGGCCUCAAUUCUGUGGUGAAGAUCUCCUGUGAAAUCCUUCAUUUUGUUCCAAGCCAGAGUUGAUCCAUCUAGUUUAGAUAUGAACCCGCCCACACCUCUAACACCUACAGAAAUAGUGUUGUAGACUAAUCUGCUGUACUUAUUUUUUUAUACAAAUAUGCAGGGAUGUGGUUGUCUGAAGUUCUAAAAAGCGUGUUUUUAUUUGUCUGUAAGUCGAUGUAGAGAAGAAGAACGAGAACCUUGUGCACUGUGGGACUUCUGUGUUAUUCAGUCUUAUAAAUUAUUAAAGACGU